AGCGCCUUCCCUCAAUUGGCGCGUGACACCCACCGCCCGAGCUCAUUUCUCCGGUCACCGGACUCGGAAUCCUCUUCCACCACUCUCCUAAAUCGCACUCCACUCAAUCCCAACCGCCAUUUUCAGUCCUCCACUGUUGACUCUCCUCUCUCUUCUCUCACACCAGUCAACUACCCUCCGAGACUGGUCAGAACCCUAGCCACCAGCUAGGGUUUACCUCCCCCUCACUGCAAUUGGAUCGAUCCAAACGACGACCACAUGAAAUCCGACGGGAUUCGCGUGAUUUUCCUCAUCUGCUUACUCCUCUGCGACGGCUCGAAACUCGUUCGCGGGGGCGAUGAGCCGGCGAAGAACAAGUUCCGGGAGCGAGAGGCCAGCGACGACUCCAUCGGCUAUCCGAACAUAGAUGAGGAUGCGUUGUUGAAUACACAGUGCCCUGCGAAAUUGGAGCUUAGAUGGCAAACCGAAGUUAGUUCUAGUAUUUAUGCUACUCCGUUGAUCUCUGAUAUUAACAGUGAUGGAAAGCUCGAGAUUGUGGUGCCGUCUUUUGUUCACUAUCUUGAAGUUUUGGAAGGUUCCGACGGAGACAAACUCCCUGGUUGGCCUGCUUACCAUCAGUCAACUGUACAUGCAAGUCCUCUUUUGUAUGAUAUUGAUAAGGAUGGCGUGAGGGAGAUAGCUUUAGCAGUCUACAAUGGUGAAGUUCUCUUUUUCAGGGUCUCAGGCUACAUGAUGGUAGAUAAACUAGUAGUACCUCGCAGGAAAAUUAAAAAGAAUUGGUUUGGGGGUCUGCAUCCAGAUCCAGUUGACCGUACACAUCCAGAUGUUCAUGAUGACCUUCUUGUCAUGGAGGCCACUAAUAUGAAUUCAAUUCCUCAAACAGAUGAAGGCACAACUAAAGUUAACAAGUCUACUACUGUUGCAACAGAAAGCCAUCCUGGUGUCAACACUUCAACAUCUGUUUCAAAUGACAGCCAUCCUGAUUUAAAUACUUCUACUACUGUUUCAAAAGAAAGUGUUCCUGGAUUAAAUACUUCAGCUCCUAUUACAAACGAAAGCCACCUGAGCAUGGUCAAUGCUUCAAAUCCUGAGGUUGAGAAGAAAGCAAAUUCAAGUCAGUUAGAAACAGACAUCAAGCUUCCUACAAGCACAGAUAAUUCUUCUGUCACUCAUAAUACCGAGAACGGAACUAGUUCUGGUAGAAGGCUUUUGGAAGACAACAAUUCAAGCAAAUCACAGGAUGGUGGUUCUGAAUCCAAAGAUAAUAGUAAGGAGGACAUACAUGUUGCAACUGUAGAAAAUGAUGGUCUUCUCGAAGAGGAUGCUGAGUCAUCUUUUGAGUUACUCCGUGACAAUGAUGAACUGGCCGAUGAGUAUAACUAUGACUAUGAUGAUUAUGUUGAUGAAAAAUUGUGGGGAGAUGAAGAGUGGACUGAAGAGCAACAUGAGAAAAUAGAAGAUUAUGUCAAUGUUGACGCACACAUCUUAAGCACUCCUGUCAUAGCAGACAUUGAUAAUGAUGGAGUAUCAGAAAUGGUUGUUGCUGUGUCUUACUUCUUUGAUCAUGAGUACUAUGACAACCCAGAGCGUUUGAAGGAAUUGGGUGGCAUUGAUAUAGGAAAAUAUGUAGCUGGUUCCAUUGUUGUUUUCAACCUUGACACGAAGCAAGUAAAGUGGACUGCUGAUCUAGAUUUGAGUACAGAUACUGGAACGUUCCGUGCUUACAUAUAUUCAUCUCCAACUGUUGUUGAUUUGGAUGGUGAUGGGAACCUGGACAUUCUUGUCGGAACUUCAUUUGGCUUGUUUUAUGUGUUAGAUCAUCAUGGCAAGGUGAGGGAAAAGUUUCCUCUUGAAAUGGCUGAAAUUCAAGGAGCUGUUGUUGCUGCGGAUAUUAAUGAUGAUGGAAAAAUUGAACUAGUGACUACUGAUACUCAUGGAAAUGUUGCUGCAUGGACUGCUCAAGGAGUAGAAAUUUGGGAAACGCAUGUUAAGAGUCUUGUUCCCCAGGGUCCCACUAUUGGUGAUGUUGAUGGGGAUGGCCGUACUGAUGUUGUUGUUCCAACAGUAUCAGGGAACAUAUACGUUCUUAGCGGCAAAGAUGGGUCAAUUGUUCGUCCUUAUCCAUAUAGAACUCAUGGGAGGAUUAUGAGUCAAGUUCUUCUUGUGGAUUUAAGUAAAAAAGGAGAGAAAAAGAAGGGUCUCACUCUUGCUACAACAUCAUUUGAUGGAUAUUUGUACCUUAUUGAUGGACCAACAGCAUGUGCAGAUGUUGUUGAUAUUGGCGAAACUUCAUAUAGCAUGGUCUUAGCAGAUAAUGUUGACGGUGGGGACGAUCUUGAUCUUAUUGUUGCAACCAUGAAUGGCAAUGUUUAUUGCUUCUCGACCCCGGCUUCACAUCAUCCCCUCAAGGCAUGGAGAGUACCUAGCCAAGGGAGAAAUCAUGUUGCAAAUAGGUACAACCGUCAAGGUAUCUUUGUUAAACAUUCAUCAAGAGCUUUUCGUGAUGAAGAGGGCAAGAACUUUUGGGUGGAGAUUGAGAUCAUAGAUGAGUAUAGAUACCCGUCUGGGUUGCAAGCCCCAUACAAUGUUACAACAACCUUGUUGGUGCCUGGUAAUUACCAAGGAGAGAGAAGGAUAAAGAUAAACCAGAUCUUCAAUCGUCCUGGAAAGUAUCGUAUAAAGCUUCCAACAGUUAAUGUAAGGACUACUGGGAGUGUGGUUGUCGAGAUGGUUGACAAGAAUGGACUCUAUUUUUCAGAUGAUUUCUCCCUCACAUUCCAUAUGUACUACUACAAACUGUUGAAGUGGCUGCUUGUCCUACCAAUGAUGGGGAUGUUUGGUGUGCUUGUAAUCCUUCGUCCUCAGGAAGCUAUGCCUUUGCCAUCAUUUUCGCGAAACACUGACUAAAGUUUCUACUUUGAUUAAACAUCCCCCAACUUCGUAGUACUUUAAUAGACAUCAAGUCUACCUACCGAUGGCGGUUACAGCAGCAUCGGGCACUUCAGUGACCCAUCUUUUAUAGCUCAGUUAGAGAUGUGUUGCCGAAAUUCUGAGUGUUGAACAAUAGAUGUCGGAACUUUGUAACAUAGUUGAAAUGAGUUAGGACAACAGGAAUGAACACCAAAUCCAAGUUUUCCCCUUUAGGGUUUAGCCUAAACCCUAAACCCUAGCUAAAGGAGAUGUAGUGAACAGUCAUUUUUGAAUUUUUUCUUCAUAUUUUCAUAGCGAGUGAUAAUACUGUUCUACUUGGAAAAAACUUAGCUCUCACUCCGGACCCUUCAUAAUCUCCUGUACUUGU
Fragaria vesca subsp. vesca is the source of this 3298-nucleotide messenger RNA. RefSeq lists its product as uncharacterized. The transcript is spliced from 13 exons. Lineage: Eukaryota; Viridiplantae; Streptophyta; Magnoliopsida; Rosales; Rosaceae. Gene Ontology annotation, molecular function: protein binding. The coding region runs from base 259 to 2907 and encodes 882 amino acids. The record is from RefSeq and is a predicted model, not a curated record.